Messenger RNA from Coregonus clupeaformis (lake whitefish), 1539 nucleotides. Its product is annotated as myozenin-1. The record is from RefSeq and is a predicted model, not a curated record. Lineage: Eukaryota; Metazoa; Chordata; Actinopteri; Salmoniformes; Salmonidae. Gene Ontology annotation, cellular component: actin cytoskeleton; Z disc. The transcript is spliced from 6 exons. Bases 260 to 1075 code for a protein of 271 amino acids. Gene Ontology annotation, molecular function: telethonin binding; actin binding; FATZ binding.
ACUUUGUGCAGUGCAAAGAAGUUUUGGCUGCCACCCCCACCCCCAACUUGUACUUUUUUCCCAACGAAUGCCCCCACAGCCCCCCCUCAAAGAUCUGCCAUCCAAGCUCUGGGUGGAUUUCGCACUCCCUGGGAUCUGAGUCCAGCCACAGGUCAGAGGCACCCUGUGAUUUGUAAACUUCUGAUUGAGAUUAACCUGAAGCCUUCAUCUCCUACUGGUAUUAAUAUACAUCUGAACAGAAGGAUUACAAAAACUGGUUAUGCCUCAUAGAAGACCUGCCCCGCCUAACAAGAGGAAAAAGCCCUCUAAGAUCAUUACUGACCUGUCACAUGUCACUCAAGAUGAGUUCGAGCCUGAGGCGUCAGAGUUUGACCUGGGGACGAAGAUCAAAACUCCCAAGGACAACAUGCUGGAGGAGCUGAACCUCUUCACCAACAAGGGCUCCAAGAUGUUCAAGAUGAGGCAGAAGCGUGUGGAGAAGUUCAUAUAUGAGAACAACCCUGACCUCUUUGGCAGUGAGUCUAUGGAGAACUUCCAGAAGUUGGUCCCCAGCCUGGGUGGCACAAUGAUGUUGGACGCUAGUGGCCACAUGGUGGACAAGCAAUCAGGCCCUCCUGUACCCCCUCCCAAACCAGGCAAAGAUGAGCAUGGGCAUGGUAGUCAUGGAGUAGAGGUUGCCUUAGACAAAGCCAAGAAAAGGCAUGAUUAUGUGCCUUCAUAUAUAUCACCGUGGGAAAAGGCCAUGAAGGGCAACCAGGAGCUGACAUCCAGCAUGAGAUAUCAUAUGCCAGGCCCCCAUGCCCACCUUGUAUUGCCCAAGUACAAGUCUUUCAACAGGAGUGCUACACCGUUUGGGGGCUUUGAUAAGGCCUCUCAGCUCAUGACCUUCCAACUGCCAGACACCAAUGAGGUGGCCCAUGAGGAGCCUGAACCAGCUGUGGUAUACCAGCAUGACAUUGGCGCUCGACCCUCCUUCAACCGCACUCCUAUAGGCUGGGUGGGGAGCAGUGAGCCCAGCAGCAUCCACAUGGAGUUGGACGCCCUGCCCUUCGAUGGGGAGACUGACGACCUGUGAAAAGCAUGCCCCACAGACCCAGAUGUGCAGACAAAGACCACGCUCAAAUAUAUAAAUCUACAUAAACAAAAAAAAACAUACACUUUUAGAUAGUCUGUUUGAAACAAAGAAAUCAAUCAUGAACAAAAAACUCAACCACUGCUCAUUCAGGACAGCUACAAGUUGUUCCUUUGCUAUAGCCUUCUACCAUCAUGGCUUUUACUGUAUUUCUGUGCCAUUUUGACUUUUGACAGCUUUGUCAAGGCCCUGCAAAUCCAGCAGCCUAGCCUAAAAUGCAUGCAGUAAGCAUGAGGUGUGCUAAUUUCUGUUGCGUGAUAGAGAUUGUGAUUAACGAAUACAGUACAUUUUACAUUUACAUUUUAGUCAUUUAGCAGACGCUCUUAUCCAGAGGGACUUACAGUUAGUGAGUGCAUACAUUUCUGCAUCACCCACAAUUUCUCCCUAAUAAACUUUUUCCAAUUGUA